Messenger RNA from Rubroshorea leprosula, 1691 nucleotides. The record is from the annotation of a GenBank genome assembly. NCBI's taxonomy places the organism in Eukaryota, Viridiplantae, Streptophyta, Magnoliopsida, Malvales, Dipterocarpaceae.
CAACUGCAACUCAUAUUGUAAUUUAAUUUUAAGCCAUGCCUCCUCUACCUUCCAGUUCCUCUGCUCUUCAAUGGCUUAGCCUUGUCGGAAUUGUCUGGCUUCAGUCCAUAAACGGAACAAAUUCCAAUUUUCCCGCCUACUCAUCCCAACUCAAGAAUCUUCUUUCUAUCUCCCAACUCCAACUCAACAAUCUUGCCUUUGCCUCCGAUACCGGAAAGCUCUUAGGUUGGGUUUCUGGUAUUGCUGCUGUCUACCUUCCCUUAUGGCUAGUCCUCCUCAUUGGUUCCACUUUGGGCCUGGUCGGCUAUGGCCUACAGUAUCUCUUCUUGAUAAACAGCAUCUCUAAUCUUUCUUACGCUCACAUUUUCUUUCUCAACAUCCUAGCAGGAAAUAGCAUAUGUUGGAUCAACACGGUUAGCUACUUGGUUAGCAUCAGAAACUUCCCCUUGGAACGACAAGUUGCUGUGGGGGUAACAACUAGCUACCUUGGGUUAAGCGCAAAAAUUUAUACAGAUAUUGUUAACCUCAUAUUCCCUUCUUCACCCAAGAAAAGAGCUAAAGGCUAUCUUCUCCUCAGUGCCAUCUUGCCUUUACUUGUCUGUGGUAUAACUGCACCAAUGGUUCGAUACUUGGAUGUUGGGAAAGGUAAAACUAAGAAGAUGAGAGGUGCUUUUAUUGUUAUGUUUGGCAUCACAAUUGGCACUGGUGUCUAUGCUGUGUUGGGCAGUUUAGGACCGAUUUCUAUCUGGUUCUCACCGUUAGCUAGAGUAAUCGGAAUGGGACUACUCUUACUAUCCCCGCUACUAAUUGUUGCUGGAGAAAAGAUUGCAUCAAAAUUAGGAUUAGACAGAGAGGAAAGAGUGUACAUAGAGGAGGAAAAUACCGUGGUGGAGAAAAUAGAAAACGAAGAAGAAAGCAUAAACGAGUUAAGAGUAAGGGAGGAGAUUGGAGUGAAGCUGAUGUUGAGGAGAGUGGAAUUUUGGUUGUAUUUCUUUGUGUAUCUGUUUGGUGUAACACUAGGGCUGGUUUUCUUAAACAACUUGGGGCAAAUAGCAGAGUCUCGCAGGUGCGAAGGAACUUCGUCACUAGUUUCAUUGUCUUCAUCAUUUGGGUUCUUCGGCCGUCUUCUACCAUCUCUAACAGAUUACUUUUUCUCAAGAAGUAAGCACAUGAUUUCAAGGCCAGCUUGUGUGGCAGCAUUAAUGGUCCCAACUGCGGGAGCAUUCUUCUUAUUGCUGAAUCCAACCAACCGCUCCCUAUACAUCAGCACUGCCAUUAUAGGGGUAUGCACCGGUGCAAUUACUUCCAUGUCCGUAUCCAUAACCACCGAGCUGUUUGGGACAAAAAACUUUGGUGUGAAUCAUAAUAUUGUGGUUGCCAACAUUCCAAUCGGAUCCUUUCUCUUUGGCUACCUCGCGGCUUUUGUUUACCACAACCAAGCCAAUUCCGCUGGACAAUGCAUCGGGGUGCUUUGCUAUCAAAACACCUUCAUCUUAUGGGGUUCGCUUUGCCUACUCGGCACCCUCCUAGCUUUUCUGCUUCAUAUUCGUACCCGAAAGUUUUAUACACCAUAGCUGUAACAGUUAGUUAGUUAGGUUUACAUAAUUUAGACUAGCUAGCUACUUUAUUAUAACCUAGUAAGCUUUUUAUUUAAUUUUUUUUUUAAACUGAAAUAAAAUAGCCAGCUUAUG